GACCCUGAAUUCAUUUGGUGGAACAUUAGGGUUAUUCCAGCUGCACAAGAUGUAUCUGUUCUGUCCUCCUGCCAAUUUUUGCAUAAAUUCACAAUGGCAACUGUCCAAGAUGGAAACAAAUAAUGUUUGGCUCGGUCAAUGCAUCAACUUUCAAGUACAUCGCUGCUAAGUUCUACCAUCCAAGCACGCGCUUUUAUGAUCUUCAUGGGCUUAGCAGUAGCAAAGGAGGAGAAUGUGACCUAAUUCAGGCCAAUAACAAAUUCAUUGCUCUGCCCUUGUCAGGGCCUGGCGGCCGAAUUGGUAUUAUCAAUGCUAAAAAACCUGGUAGACUUCCAGCGCAUAUACCUUGCUUGCUAUGUAAUUCGGAAGUAAGCAAUUUCAAAUUUGACCCAUUCAACGAAAAUAUUCUAGUUACAGUGUCUAACGACAAUAAAAUAAGGCUAUGGGAGAUUCCAGAAGAUGGCAUUGAAGAGGAUGUAGCAGAGCCCAAGUGUGUUCUUAGAGCAUCAAAUAUGGAUAAAAUUCAACUGAUUGAGUUCCACCCCAACAGCAAAGAUGUCCUUCUCACUACUUCGAAUGAUUUAGGAUCGCCUAGCAUUCGCAUUUGGGACCUUCAAGCUCAGAAAGACGAAAUAACACUCACUGGUCAACAUAAAGACAUUAUUCUUAGCUGUGCAUGGAGUCCUGAUGGCACAAAAAUUGCCACCCACAGCAAAGACAAAAAGGUUCGUAUUUUGGACGCUAGAACAGGUGAUGUGGUAGCCGAGGGGCCCUCUCAUCAAAGUAUUCGCCCUUCUCGUCUUGCCUGGGUGAACGGUCAAUCCAUUGUCAGCGUGGGGUUCGGAUUAGGCUCAUCUAGAGAAGUUUUGCUUUUCAAGACUCAAGACCUCUCACGACAUUUAGCAAAGAAAACAAUUGAUAUUUCACCAAGUUUGAUGAGUAUACAUUACGAUCAAGACUGUCAAUUGUUGUUUGUUGCAGGGAGAGGUGAUCGAACAAUUCAUCCCUUCCAUAUUAUGGGCGAUGAACAAUUGAUAUCUUUACCAAAGAUCGAAGGGGCAAAUUUACAACAAGGAUUUGCCUUUUUACCAAAAUCACAAUGCAAUGUCAAAGAAAUCGAAAUCGAGCGAUUUUACCGCUUAUCGCCUGAUCAAAUUGAGCAAGUAGGUGUUCGCGUGCCUAGAGCAAGGCCUGAAUACUUCCAGGAUGACAUUUUCGUGCCCACUGCAGAUAUAGAGAAUCCAGCACAAGAUGCUGCAAGCUGGUUUAAGGGUGAGAAUAAACAGCUAGAGCGUAUACCUUUGAAACCAGAAGAUAUGGAACCAUUGUCAUCUGCUCCUCCUCCGGCUUCUCAAGCUCAAUCGAAAGCAAAAUUUGAAAUGGGAAAGCAGGAGGUUACUGAGGAACAAAGAAAGAAAGAGCAAAUGGAACGUAUGUUUGCUAUUGCUAAAAGCGUUGAAGGUGACGAAGAUGAAGAAGUGCAGACGAAAAAGGCGGCAAGCCAAGAAGACGAAGAAGUUGCUGAUGAGGAAUGGGAUGACUAAGUCCACUGGCAUUAAAUAAAAAUGUGAAGAAACCAAAGAUAUUCCCCAAAAACUGUUAAAGGUGAUGGUUAAACGAUGCUGAUGUGUUUUGUUUUAUUGCUUCUAAAAAUGAGUUUCUUUUUGGCCAUUAUAUACGGUCUAUGCACAACUUUAUCCGACCAUAGUCCUCUUACGACCUCUCAUUCUUACUAA
Molecule: messenger RNA, 1736 nt
Organism: Mycotypha africana
Lineage: Eukaryota; Fungi; Mucoromycota; Mucoromycetes; Mucorales; Mycotyphaceae
Exons: 7
Coding region: 123-1544 (473 amino acids)
Molecular function (GO): protein binding
Source: RefSeq, a predicted model, not a curated record